Molecule: messenger RNA, 6115 nt
Organism: Glossina fuscipes
Lineage: Eukaryota; Metazoa; Arthropoda; Insecta; Diptera; Glossinidae
Gene: Pif1A
Product: inner centromere protein A
Exons: 14
Coding region: 1026-5987 (1653 amino acids)
Molecular function (GO): microtubule binding; kinase binding
Source: RefSeq, a predicted model, not a curated record
ACGAAUUAAACGAAUCGCAUAAGAAAUUUUCAAAAAAAAAACGAAACGUUUUUCUUUUGUUCGAAUUUCAACAGGACUGUCUCAGUUAACGACUUUGUAACAUUUAAGAUUUUUAAAGCAUCAAUCAAUCAACUAAAUAAUUAUCACAUGAAUUGUAUAAUACACGAGACUUUUCAAGUACAGUUAAUUUUCUGCCUGCCUAUAUGUGUUUAUAUACAUAACAAAAUGCAGAAUGACGUCAUUAUGUAAAUUUUUUUGCUGUCAAAAUUAUUCAUACUAUUAUUAAAUAAAUAAAUAUUAUACAUAAAUAAUAAAAAAAAAAAACACAUAUUUCGGAACAAAUAAAGAAUGCUUUGAAUAACUGUUCUUUGGCCACAAUUGUUUAAUUGUUAUGAUUAAUAAUUCCUGUCAAAGUGUUAAAGAACUUUUUAGUGCUGAAAAAAACUUAAAAAGUUUUUCAUGAAAAACUUACAUUACCAUACGUAAAUCAUCGAUUUCAGGACAGUAAUGGUUGUGGUAUUGCUCGCGAUUUUUGAAAAGGAUUACCUGACUAAGGAUUCAAACUAUCUUGUGAAACGCAGCUGAGGAAUCCAAGCAAGUGCUAACGUUAAAGAAAGAUUGUACAACCACACAUAUCAACAGUUCUUUUUGAAAUUAAGGAAGUCAAAAAGCAAACAACAAUAACAAUAAUUUUUACAAUAACCGAACAAAUUUGCAUAAUUGAAGAAAAAGAAAAUUCCCGCGUUUUUAGUAAAACGAUUGCACGAUUUUAAAUUAAUGAAAAAGCACUGAAUUUCGAAAAGAGAGACAAAAUACAUAGAAAAACAUACUUUAAGCUUUUUCUAUGGACAAAAGUAAACGUUUAUAGAAUUUUGCUCUUUACUUUUAAGCUAAGAGUACAAUUAAAGAAGACUUUCCAAGGGUCGGACUUACCGCAGUCACUCAUAAAUCCCCUUUUUUUAAACGAACUUCAUACAAUUUCAACAAAUUGCAAAUUGUAUGACUUAUUGAAAACAAAAAAAAUAAUGGCAGAUAAUGACCAUAAAACGACCUCUAGUUUAUCGUUAAAUGACGUGAAUAAUAACGCUUCCCUUCAAAUGCCCAAACCGGGGGAAGCGCAGCUAAUAACUAAGCUGGCUGAGAAUAUAAGUAAAAAUUAUCAAAUUGCGAAACAAAGGCAACUAAAACAACAUAGUUUAGGCAAUGCAGGCCAAGCAAUGAAAAUGAGAUAUCCAGAAUUAAAGUCAAGCUCAGUAACAACUGACAUAGAUGAAGAAUGGCCGGAGAUUAGUAGCUUGUCGGAGAAUAAAUUGAAGCGUAAGAAAACUUUAUCUUCAUCUCUAACCUCGGUGUCAGAUACUGUAAAUCAAGAAAAGCGCACUCGCAUAGAAGGUAUGCAAUUGAAUUGUCGCGGCAAGCUGCCGAUUAAAGCUGACAACGCCAGCACCUCUGAGGCAUAUCCGGCAAAUAAGUUGGAAAAAUCAGAAAAGAUAAUAGGUAAACCACCUCUACCCAAUAGUGCUUUAAAGCAAGUGCCACAAACGAAUACUUUUGUACAACCACCGAGACUGAAACGUAAAUUACAAGAGAAUGUACAAACCAUACAAAAGCUCAAUGCUCUCACCGAACAACUGCGUUUAGAGAUCAACGAACUGAAAACGAAUUUAACCACCGAAAGAGGAGCGGUUAGAGUUUUAAGAGCUCAAAAUGAAGCAGAAACCCGGAAGUGGAAAACUGAAGUUAAAAAAUUGCAAAAUGCUUUAGAGCUUUUCAAGAAAACCAAUGCGACGAUUGCAUUAAAGAAAAAUGAGAAUAUUAAUAAUGAAACCAUGAUGACCUCCACCAAUGCAAGCAGCUUAGUCCAUUAUGAAAUACAAAGACUGACCGCAGAGAUUAAUAAUCUUAAAGAAGCCAAUAAAACACUUGAGGAAAAGAAACUGAUUAAUUGCGACGCUGAUAGACGUAAAGCAGCUGAUAUACGCGAAUUAAGAGAUUCUUAUGAAAUCCGAUUGACUCAAAUACAAAAAUCUGCCAAAAAUGAAAUUACACGAUUGCUAGAGGAAAUAAAAACUAAGGAACGUAAUAUUGGGCAACUGAAAAAGGACUUAUUAUUAUUACAAAAUUCUAAGGCUACCAGCAAUGAUUUAAAAAGGAACGCCACCAGCAGUAAUGCAACGAUCACAACAAACAAUGUAACGAGUAAAACAACAACGACUACAACAAUUAACCCACAAUUACAAAGUAAUAAUAUCAAUACUAAUAUUAAUAAAAAUUAUAAUAAAUUGAAAUUAAAACAAAUUGUGAAAUUAACACCGCAACAAAUUAAGAAAAAUUCUAAAGACAGUAAUAAUAAUAUUAAUAAUACUAAGACCAUCGAGAGUAACAGUAAUAGCAACGAAAACGCGAAGGAUAUCACAGACGAAGCUCAACAUCCAAUCGAGAUAUCCAAACUCAAAAAUAUUGAGCUAAUCAAUAAUACCAAAAAUCAACAACAGACAGUAACAAUAACGACGAACAACAAUGCAAUGCAAAAUGUCACGACGCUAAUUACUCCCAAUCCCAGCAAUCAUAAUCUAACAACAAUAACGAGACCACCAACGGCAACAACAGCAGCAACAGCAGCAAUAACAACAACAACAAUAAAUCCUUUGCAACAACAUUUGAAGGCAUUAGAAAUACCAGAAGAUCAUAAUGGUGAUGAAGAGUCUGACAAAUGCAAUAAUAAUCAUUAUAGAAAUUUAUUAACAACAAAUGAUGCGGGAACAACAACAACAACGACAACAACAUCAACGGCAAAUAUAACAGCUAUGACAUCGAGCUACGAUCAGGAAGCAUAUGAAGAGCAAAAUCUUAGACAAGAGUUAAGGCAACACUUGCUACAAAAUAAUCCAAAUCAAUCUAAUGAUAAAAAUCAUCAUCAGCAACAUAAUCAUAGUUCAGAUUCGGAUUCGGCUUUAUCGUCAGCACCGCCAUCCAUAAGUCCUCAGCCGCCAGCAAAUGGUGUGGAACCAACAGAUAUAUGGCAAACGAUACGCUCCUAUAAUAAUGAUAUCGAAAAAUUACAAAAGGAUUUGGAGAUUAUGCAAAAGCAAAAUGAAUGUCUAAGGCUGGAGUUAAGUGUGGCGAAAGACCAAAUUGUUGAUAUGGAAAAGACAACAUUGGAAACUAAAAACAAUUAUAAUUUACAACAUUUAACGGAGCGUAUUAAAUUUUUGGAAGAACAAGAACAUCAAUUACAAGCCGAAUGCAAUGAUUUACGGGAACAAAACGAGUUAUUAGAGUUUCGUAUACUCGAGCUGGAAGAGGCUAACGAUAAGUGGUCGCUGCAAAGUGAUGCCAACAACACAACGAAUGAUCCCACGCCUAUCACAGCAAACAGCAGCAAAAGCGUUUGGUCGUGUUCUACACUGCAGAACCCAUCAGCUAAAGCUGAUCCUUUCGAAAUGUUAUUCGGCAAUAGUUCGAUUACGAAUGCGGUUAACACCCAAUCGGAUUCGGGUACAUUGUCGCCCGAAAGUAGUCAACGUAAUCGUGAUAAUGAUGAAUUAGUAACGCCAUUGUAUAGCGUUUGUCACGAAGAAAUUUACCAUCGUAUCCUCAAUAUUCUGAAAAGUAAUUGCCUGGAAGAAGACGAUACGGAAUGUUUGCGACAAGUUUUAACAUUAAUACAACAAUUUGCGAUGUCUUGCACACCUCAGAGCGGCCCAGCUUCAUUAAAUGCCUCUUCCUCGUGUAGCGAUGAAACAAAUAGUUUAGAUUUGGUCAAAUCGCGUAGUUCCGACUACAGUUCGGGAUCAUCAACGUCCUCCAGUGCGCGUUCUAUUUUAGAUAACGGUCAACACGCGACAUCAUCGAAAUCUAACACUUCUACAGCACAAUCGCGUAUCAUAGCUACCGUACAACCUUAUCAUAGUACACCACCUUAUCAGUACAAUAAUAAUAACAAUAACAAUAGCAACUCCAACUUUAACAGCAAUCAAUCCUUCGUGCCGCACAAUACACCUACAGAUUCGCCACGUAAGAUUCGAUAUCAUCAACCGUGGCAAAGCAACAGCCUCAGCGAGAGCGGAGUUUUCGUGGAAGCAGAUUUUUUGAGCGAUAACGGCGAUAAUCACGUAGGCACUCAAACUGAUUACGAAGAUAGAUUAUCAUUAGUCAGUAGUCCUGUGAAAUUUAUUCAUCCACAAUUUUCCAAUCCAGCGCAUUACAAAACACCCGCUUUACAGCUUUCGCCUAAUCUCAGCGAUAAGAAGCGACUUCAGUAUUAUCAAGAUCGUUUAACGUUGCUCGAGGGCAAAAUUCUUGUGUAUGAGAGUUCAGGAGACAUUCAAACUAAACGUUUAGCAGACCGUUUGCAACGGGAAAUUCAACUUGGGAAGGAGGUUAAGGAAUUGAAAGACCGUGUUGAAUCUUUGCUGCAAGAAAACUUGAUACUUGAAGAGGAGAAGUGCGAGUUCGAAGAAGCCGAAAACGAUACAAGACUUCGACUCCAACGACUCGAAGUCGAAUUGGAAAUACUUAGCCAAAGGAAUGUGGAGUUAGAUGUGUCCAGAGAAGCGUUAAGUGCCAAAUACAAAGACUGUCAUUCAGAGUGUCUAAUACUAAGAGACGACUUAGCCGCCAGCGAAACGCAAAUAAGGCAUUUAGAAGAAGAUAAACAAAAGGCCAAAGAGAAUUUUGAAUUUCUGCACAACUUGUUGCCAAUAUUAUUGUUAAGCAAUUCACUCAGCACCUUAGCGUUCUUUGAAAAAUCUGCUAGUGCUGGUGCAACCAAUUCCUCCAUUCCGAUCGAUAACCAGGUUAUGGGCAGUAAAAUGUCGCAAGAAAACGGCUCAUCACAUAUUCCCAAACGCUUCCCCGGAGGAGAAACACGUAAAGAUGCGGAAUGCGGCAUCAAUAAAGAGCAUGAACUACAAUAUCUUAGAGAAGAAGUGAAAUGUUUGCGACACCAAAUGAAAGAAAUGAAUUCACGUCAUUAUGCAGCAAUGGAAAGCGCAGAUUGCCACUGGGUGGAACUAGAGCGUCAAUACAAAGAACGUGAAGAUCAGUACUUAGCGAAAGAGAUUUGUCUCAAACAAAAAAUACAAAAGCUACAAGACUGCAUAAAAGAUGACACCAAAUCAGCUAAUGACAAAAUAUGCUUACUAGAAGAAGCUGAAAGAGGGUUGAAAACUUGCUUGGUGCGCGUAACGAAGGAGCAUAGAGAACUUGUCGAAGAUCAUAAACAACUCUUAGGAGAAUUAGAAGAACUAAAGGAGCAACACGAGGCUACAUUAAACAAUCAGACGCCUCUUUUGGAUGCCCUCGAUCAAGAGAAGAAGCGUAAUAAAAGUUUGAUUGACGAGUUAUCUUUUCUGACCAGAUUGCAACAAGAAACAGAAAAUCAAAAUAAAUCGGAACUCGAUUGUUUGCGCUCCCAGCUGCAUGACAUUAAAAAAGAGUUCUUGCAUGUAGAUGUUACCAACGCAGAAUUGAAAGAAGAAGUUUCUACUUUGGAACAACAAGUUUUAGCUCUACAAAACACAGUUCACGACUAUGAGGAUAGAACACGAUGUUUAACUGAUGAAAUACGCAACAAGGACGAACAAGUUCAGAGGCUAGAAAAACGUAUACAACGUACAGAAGCUGAUAGUUUAGCUGAAGAAUUGGGCGAUACAUCUUCAAGACGUUUACAACGCGAUAAAAUCAAAGACCUUAAAACAGCAAAUAGAUUCUUGAAGAAAGCUUUACAUAAUAUGAAGGAUUGUGAAAAUCCCACACCCGAGGUGAAACAAUUUAGCGAAGUAGCAACAGAAGUAUCGAGACUGGCAAAGUGGAUGUUGCAAGAGCAGAAGCUGGAAGAAGACGAGCAUCAGCAUCAGGAACAGGAACACGGACGGCACCGCGCAGAGAGAGAUUGGGCGCGCCUGGAUCCUGGGAAAUUGUGGACGCAGCAGGAUCAGGGACGAAGGAAAUAUACCCGCGAAUUCCUAGCAGAGAGCAAAUAGAUGUUCAAAGAUCUUGGUUGGUGGAGGGAGGUAGUGAAUCAGCAAUAAAGGGCGGUAUGCCCCCUCGUGAUCCUAGACUAGACCCUAGCGAAUCGUGGAUUGAACAACAAUCAAGACCAUUGCACGGA